Verticillium alfalfae VaMs.102 is the source of this 2199-nucleotide messenger RNA. Its product is annotated as small G protein signaling modulator 3. The coding region runs from base 1 to 2199 and encodes 732 amino acids. Lineage: Eukaryota; Fungi; Ascomycota; Sordariomycetes; Glomerellales; Plectosphaerellaceae. The record is from RefSeq and is a predicted model, not a curated record. The transcript is spliced from 3 exons.
AUGGACGACGACGCCUCGACCCCGACGCCAGCCCAAGCAACGCCUACAAUGCCGGCAGUAGCAGUCGCAGCAGCAUCACCACGAACAAGAACGCCGACACCUCCAUCACUCCCUCUCGAGCGCUCCAUAUCCCAGCGCAGCGUUAGCGUCGCGUCAGUACGCAGCAGCAGUCGGUCCACGACCCUCCGGACCCGCUCCAAGCGCCUUCCGUCCCACGUCUCGAGCUCGGCCAGCUCCAUCAUCGCCGCCGACGACAAGUCUCUGACCAGCUUUCCCUCGCUUUCGCCCGAGUCGCCCAAACCAGUGCGACCUUUCGCAGACCAGGAGCCUACUGCCUAUGCUGGCGCGCCGCGCACCGCAUCAGGCGCCGUGUCUGUUGCCGAGUCGGAUGCACCUUUGAGCCUACCAGAUGAUACCUUGACAGAGGGCGACGUGACGGCGCCGCCAGCGCUGCCGACGAGGCCAUCGCAAUCUGCGCGCUCUGCCCUCUUCGAGGACUCGCCCAUCGCAACGCAGAAAAUACCCGGCGCGCUCCAUACGGCCGAUGACGAGCACCUCGAUCGUCUCGUGAAGCGACAUGGAGCAAAGGAGCUGGUACGCAUGAUUGCCACCGACCUGGCGCACCGAGAUGCGCAGAUUGCCCUCCUGCGAAGAAAAGCCGACGAAAGGGAGAGAGCUCUGCGAAAGAUCAUAUUGGAAUGUGAACGUCUAUGGCCAGACCGAUACGAAGGGACCAUACGGGCAACGAGCCUCUCCCUGGCCUCAAACGCCGAUCCUGGCACCAACAAGGGCACCACCCGUGGGUGGAAGGAUUUCCUCUGGGGUGGUAGCAAGAGGGGAAGCGUUGCCAGCAGCAUCAACGGCGACGAUCCGCGAUCCAAGACGAUCGUUCGCACACAGUCCCAUGCUGACCGCAGGCCUGGUCUCCAGGAUGAUCUCUUCAACCCACCCCCGGACACGACCUCUCUCCGAAGCGCGAGCAGAGCCUCGAGCAUCAGCUCCGUCGCGCCUUCGCCCCGCAAACCGUCAGGUGUCACGGCCAGCCUCCUGCGGCUCGUCGCCGGCGGCGCCAUGGCUGGGCGCGAUGUCGACCCCAUCAGGGGUCGUUCGAACAGCGCGACACACGCACGCCAGGCCCGGGCAUCGUCCUCUGCCAGCGGGCGCACCACCGGAUCGAGCCGUGCAGUAUCGAACCAGAGCAACCCUAAAGCCCUCAUGCCAUGCAACGCGCCAUUCCAGCGGGCUUUGGGGGGUUCCCGCCACCGGGGAGAGCUCCCUCCCCAAAGAACGCUGGGAACCCCAUGGUCGGGAGCCCAACCCAAAGGUUUACCCAGUCGGCAGGGAAGAGCUAUUGGACCUGGUCGAGAAUGGAUGGCCAUUUCUGGCCCCCCCGAAGACGCGCCCCGCCAACUCUCGAAGGGACUCGGCGAUGACGUCGUUAGGGAGAUCAAGGCCGACGUGACGAGGACCCUGACACACAACACGUUUUUCCGCAACGGAGCGCCCGGGGUACAGCGACUAGAUGAUAUUUUGACCGCUUACGCGUGCCGCAACCCUCAUAUUGGCUACUGUCAGGGUAUGAACCUCAUCACGGCGAACUUGUUGUUGGUGACUCCCUCGGCUGAGGAUGCGUUCUGGAUUUUGGCGCGCAUCGUUGAGAGCAUUUGCCCGACAGACUAUUACGACAAGUCUCUCCUGACGGCGCGAGCAGACCAGCAGGUGCUGCGUCAGCUCGUGACGGAGAUUCUCCCUCGACUGUCCGACCAUCUUGAUUACCUCGGCGUUGAUCUGCAGAUCAUGAGCUUUCAAUGGUUCCUCUCCGUUUUCACUGACUGUCUAUCGGCCGAGGCCCUGUUUCGUGUCUGGGACGUGGUGCUUUGCAUGGAGGAAGGCAGUCUCUUCUUAUUCCAGGUGGCAGUUGCAUUGCUCAAGCUCAAUGAGACGCAGAUCCUGCAAUGCGACUCCUCGACGGCCGCGUACACCUAUCUCAACCAUCAGAUGACCAACCAUGCGAUCAGCAUUGACAAUAUGAUCAAGGCGUCUGAGGCGUUGCGCCGGUAUAUCCAAAAGGAAGACGUGGACGCGCGGCGCAAGUCAGCCAUUCAGGCCAUGAAAAUUGCCGCUGACGAGAGAGAGGAGGCCAAUGCUGCUAGGAGGGCGCAGCGGGAGGACGCCGAAACCGCGGCUGCGUCGGUUUGA